CAACAGUUGGAUCAAGUACCAGCUAGUUCACCACCGCAAACUGAUGGACACCAAAACACAGUAACGGCCUCCUCCACAGCUCUCUCUUCUCUCUCUGCUCUGCUACAGGGAAGUGUGUGAAGUGUUUUCGCUGGAAGUUACGGCAGAAGUUUGGUAGUAUGUUAAGACGUGUUAGUGAGAUAUAGUCGAUAAAGAGGAAGGCUGUUGGGAGAGAAGGAAGGGACGCAGCUCUCCGUUAUUUCUCUUCUAACGCGCAGCAGCAGCAGCAGCAGCAGCAGCAGCAAACAAGCACGAUGAGCGUCCCGCUUUACGCACCGACUCCCAUCCAGCCGGCUCACCCGACUCCCUUCUACAUCGAGGACAUUCUGGGAAGGACUGGUACCACCUCCUCCUCUCCCUCCUCAUCUUCCUCCUGCACCUCCUCGUCGUCCUCCUGCUCCACUCCGGUCAUCCCCACACCAACUCUCCCGUCACCCAACUCCUCUUUCACUAGUCUCAUCUCGCCGUACCGGACGACGAUUUACGAACCCACACCGAUCCACCCAGCACUGUCGCACCACGCGGCUGCGGCUUUGACGGCGACAUACGCCUCUGCUGGGGCUUUCACCAGCUCCAUCUACCCGUUCCACCACCACCAGCACCACCGCUCCAUGGGGGAGUACGCACAGGCACUGCUGAGGCACGACCCUCUCGGGAAACCUCUGCUGUGGACUCCCUUCAUCCAGAGGCCCUUACAUAAAAGAAAGGGCGGUCAGGUCCGGUUCUCUAACGACCAGACCAUCGAGCUGGAGAAGAAGUUCGAGACGCAGAAAUAUCUUUCACCUCCUGAGAGGAAACGACUGGCCAAGAUGCUGCAGCUCAGUGAGAGACAGGUUAAAACUUGGUUCCAAAAUCGACGCGCCAAGUGGCGGAGACUAAAACAGGAAAACCCUCCGGGUAAGCGGGAGGUGGAGGACGACGGUUCCACUGGGAGGAGUAAUAAAGGAGACGAGACGACCGAUGUGUCCGGCAUCCAGAGUCCGGAGCAGAGACACACUGUCUCGGCCUCUGAGCUGGCUCAGGCGGGCCGCUGCGUGCGCUCCGUGUCCCCGCAGCAGUCCCACACAGAGCUGGACUCUGAAGUAUCAGACGACACAGACCAGGAGCUCGACAUAGAGGACGACGACGAGUUCACACUGAACCCACAGCUCUGAAACACCAGCUCCACACACACCGACCCACUCGGAAAUGUGGAGCUGGAUGAUGAAGACCAUUGGACUCCUAUGACGCUGGAGACAGACAGGUGAUGGACUAGUUCCCCAUGUCAUUUUUUGGUGGAACAAUUGCCGCAACUAGACUUAACUUUUCCUUCACCCUCAUCAGUGCCUUCACAGGAUUGUCAUGAAGCUUUUUGUAUAUAACGGAUUUCCCUCACUUGUACUUUGUGUUGAUUAUUUCUGUGUUUCUGUAAAUGAAUAUAGAUCAUUUCUCUGUAUUGUAUGUCGUUUUAAAUGAUUCACGUUGUUAAGCCUACUUGUACAGGCCUUCUCUUUAAAAUAUGACAUUUCAUUAAAUAAUCAAUGUAGCUCAAAUUCUGUUUUGUCGGGUGACAUCUAAUAAACUAUUUUUUUGUGAUAAUAAA
Scomber scombrus (Atlantic mackerel) is the source of this 1621-nucleotide messenger RNA. It is a transcript of the gene hhex, whose product is annotated as hematopoietically expressed homeobox. Gene Ontology annotation, molecular function: RNA polymerase II cis-regulatory region sequence-specific DNA binding; DNA-binding transcription factor activity, RNA polymerase II-specific. Bases 294 to 1193 code for a protein of 299 amino acids. The transcript has 4 exons. The record is from RefSeq and is a predicted model, not a curated record. Gene Ontology annotation, biological process: cell differentiation; regulation of transcription by RNA polymerase II. NCBI's taxonomy places the organism in Eukaryota, Metazoa, Chordata, Actinopteri, Scombriformes, Scombridae.